AUGUGGGAAUUAUAUUUUACUGUCAUAGUGUACACCUUGACAAUACAAUUAGGUAUUUGUGGGAAUUCUUGGGUGAUAUGUUCAGUAAUUCGUAACCGACGCCCGUACGGAGUCAGUCGACGAUCACCAUCUAAUCGUCUUAGAAGUUACAUCUUUGUAUUAGCCGUAGUUGAUUUUACUGUGACCAUUACUUUAUUAGUACGAUUACUUUACCUCUGCCUACAGAAGACAAUUCUAGACGGCUUAACAGUCCGUAAAUGUCUAUUCAAAUCGAUACCGUACAUUGCAACCGCUGUUCUUCUGAUUAUUCUUGUAGCUAUGACACUACAGGUAACCACAGUCGGUGUCACAAGAGACCACUUGGAGUGCCAAUUAACCUCAAGCUCAAGUAAAGAGCGAAGCAUUGAAAAAAUUUUUGUUGCUUCUAUAUUUUUUAGCCUUAUUGUUUUUGUGAGUGCAAACUACGGCGAAAUCAUUCAUCACGUACGAAGGAAAUUUUGGAAACGAAAAGCCAGAGUUUCCAUGGACUACCAAAGGGAACAGAGGGCGAUCGCAGAGCCACGCUACAUGAAAGAGAUGACUUCAGCUAUUCUCCGAGUUGCUUUGUUUCAUUUGCUAUGUUGGCUGCCAUUCUGCGUAUUUCUAAUACUACCUACAGAGUGGAACGAAGCAGAUUACAUAAACAUGAUGAUAAAAAAAGUCAGUAUGAUCCUAAAGAUGCACUUGAAACCUUUUUUCCAACAGAUUUCGACAUUAACAGUUGCAUCGUUACGACUCUUCAGAAGGGGCAGGCAAGAAGAAAACAAGACUUUACACUGGAUUGCCUUUGCAGUUAACUGGUUGGUGUACGCAAAUUCAGCGUGCAACUGGAUUUUUUACGCUGUUAUGAAUCGGGAUCUUCGUAACUUGAUUCGACGAAAUACAGAACGUCGAAAGCGUAGUAACCUUUCGCAACCAUCUUUGCCCGGUAAAUUCGGCAACAGUUUCAAAAAGCACUUCUCAAACGGCUUCAAAUUUAUACACACAGCGAGUACAAUAUCGCAGUCCAGUGGGAUGGAAGAACAUCUUUCAGCUCACCUGACUGUUACACCGAUGUUAAGUGGUUUCACUCCUGGUACCAAACGGAGGUCCAAAUCGGAAUUGGACUUUGCAAAAGCAGUACACAACCAAAGCUUAAAUAGUCCACACCUAAUCUGUGCAGUAUCACCAAAGGACAAUAGGACACUUGGCGAGCUCUUAAUCAAUACUUAAAA
Enterobius vermicularis (human pinworm) is the source of this 1253-nucleotide messenger RNA. Lineage: Eukaryota; Metazoa; Nematoda; Chromadorea; Rhabditida; Oxyuridae. The record is from the annotation of a GenBank genome assembly.